UUUUCCGCAAAUUUUCCAAAUGGAAAAUUUGUCCACAGGUUAAACAAUAAACGCGAUUGGUCCAUUCCAAUGGAAUAAUCGAUCGAUUAUUAACUUAACCGGAGUUGGUGAAAGUAUGGCACUCGAAGCCAUUUUGCAAUUUUGCAAAAUAAUUUGAUUGGAGCCGUCGGAACAGUUGCCCAAUCGUUGUACAGCUUCUGAAGAAAAAGCAUCCGUGACGAUAUAUAGUGGCGAUGUAGUGGCGCUACGCCAUCUUUCGAACGCUUGGCAGACUUCUUGGCGCGUCAAUGAUAUCAACCUAAAAAUCUAGUAUGGCGUUUAUUGUGAGAGCAGCUGCUUGGAUUAUUUGAAAAUACCUCUGUCUCUCUCUCUCUCUCUCUAUCUCUAUCUCUUUGUCUCUCUCUCUCUCUGUGAUUGAUAAUCAGCCGGUAGACGAAAAGUAGCAAAAGUCUUACGCUAACGCUAAGCCUUUUGUAAUUAUCGAAUUCCACACUCGCUAUUCAAUCAUUUUUAUCAUAAUCAUCAUCUGUAAUCGUGUAAUAAUGACGGAUCGAACCGAGUUGAGAAUGAACGUGGCUGCUUUGAAACGAGUUGAUCCUUACGUCAAGGAUAUCUUGGAAACUGCGACUCAUGUCGCUCUGUAUACAUUUAAUGCGGAUGAAAAUGAAUGGGAAAAGACUGACAUUGAGGGCGCUCUAUUCUUGUAUUCGAGAAACGGCGAACCAUACAACAGUAUCCUCAUUAUGAACAGAUUGAAUACAAAUAAUCUAGUAGAACCAGUUGCUCCAGGUUUAGAUUUGCAACUGCAGGAACCAUUUCUGCUAUACAGAAAUUCCAGAUGCAAUAUCUAUGGUGUUUGGUUUUAUGAGAAAGAAGAAUGUGUGCGUAUUGCAAAUAUGCUGAAUAAACUUUUGAAGGAAUGUGAAGAAAGUCGCAAAAUUAAUAACAAGCCGCUACUUAAGGCUAAAAAGACCUCGGGAUCUAAUGUAAACAAUGUGGAUAUAUUCAGUAUGCUUAGCAAGGCCCAAGAAGACUUUAACACAAGUAGAAGUAGCGGAGGAGGUGGAGGUGGGAGCGACAGCGGUAACAUGGUAACAGGAUCAAAGUCUCCAUCGAUAACGCCAUUGACUGAUAAUAUUUCUGGACCUCUAGCUGCUCCCUUAGGACCCGAUGUCACUUCGCAAAGUGUAAUGGAUUUUUUUGCUAAAGCUAAGGUGAAUACUGGACAUUUCAAACCAAGUGAUCAACCUACGCCGGGAAGCACAGUUGCAGUUGAGAGUAAACCUUUACUCGCCCGUUUAAUGUCCCAUCCGGCAGCGCAUACUUUAGAACAUAUCGAGAAACAACAGAGAUCUGUAACACCGCAACCAUCUCAUCAGUCACAGCCGACGUCAAUUCCAUCCACAAAUAAACCCAAAAGACGAAACAAGACAACUCCGCAACAAGAAUCGGUCAUAUCCACGUCAGCGCCAAUUUCUCAAGAUUUGCCGCUACCUAUCACUCCGAAUGUCAAUGACUCGAACGGAUCGACUGGAUUUCUCAGGAUACAAUCGCCGACUAACGUAGCGUCUUCUACUUUAAGAAAUCAUCAAGCUUCGAAUGUUACUACAACCAACAAUACCAAUCCACUUGCGUCAUUAUUUGCUCAUGCUUCUGGAAGUACGUCAUCAGACGAUAUUAUCCCGGCGGCACCUACGUUGUCGGGAAGAGGAUCGGCGCCAGCAUUGAUACCACCUGUGAUGUUUGCCGCUCCCAGCCCACCCGAACCCUUAAGCAGACCGUUAGAACCGUUAACGAGGAAUCAACUUUUACAAGCAUUCAAUUACCUGUUGAAAAGUGAUCCAGAUUUUAUCAACAAACUUCACGAGGCCUAUGUCAAAUCGUUUGGAGAAAUACUUUCUUAAAGUCCUCACAUUAUUGUAUUAAUCACGAAAUACCCCUUGUGGAUUGUGACUGAUAAGGAUUAAGCUAAAUCUCAAUAUUCUCAGAUUACAUGUGCAUGUACAUAAUAAGUGAAAUGUACGAUGCCCGACUCAGUUGAGAAGAUACAAAUCGCUUUUUUUAAAGAAAAGGAACAUUUCUUUCCCGGCCGAAGAUUAGAAAGCAGACACGAAUAGAAAACUAUAUGAUGUAAUACCUCGAACAGUAUUUUUAUAAAACAAUGCACUUUCUUUCUGGAUAAAAGUAAAGCGAUGACGUACAAUGAC
This is a messenger RNA of Pogonomyrmex barbatus (red harvester ant), 2207 nucleotides long. It is a transcript of the gene DCP1, whose product is annotated as decapping mRNA 1. Gene Ontology annotation, molecular function: enzyme activator activity; mRNA binding. The record is from RefSeq and is a predicted model, not a curated record. NCBI's taxonomy places the organism in Eukaryota, Metazoa, Arthropoda, Insecta, Hymenoptera, Formicidae. Gene Ontology annotation, biological process: positive regulation of catalytic activity; deadenylation-dependent decapping of nuclear-transcribed mRNA; deadenylation-independent decapping of nuclear-transcribed mRNA. Gene Ontology annotation, cellular component: P-body.